Molecule: messenger RNA, 1614 nt
Organism: Talaromyces stipitatus ATCC 10500
Lineage: Eukaryota; Fungi; Ascomycota; Eurotiomycetes; Eurotiales; Trichocomaceae
Product: mitochondrial 54S ribosomal protein RML2
Exons: 2
Coding region: 216-1445 (409 amino acids)
Biological process (GO): cytoplasmic translation
Cellular component (GO): ribosome
Molecular function (GO): structural constituent of ribosome; RNA binding
Source: RefSeq, a predicted model, not a curated record
GACACCAGGAGGGAGAAAUGACCAAUUGAACCACGAUGACCAGUGAGCUCUGAUAGAGUACAUUAUCUUUUUGUGUCAUCAAGGGCAAGGUCCAUUGAUGCUAUGCUCUAAGCGUGGCAUCCUUUAUAUUCUUUUCUCUUCCACUUUUGCAGGAGAGGCUUAGCCGCCUUCCCUUCUAUUGAAAUUUUAAGUACAGCAUCCGUCGACUAUUCAAGAUGGCGGUAUCAUUCCAGCCUCGACUUUUCUUACGAGCGCUUCAGCUCCCAAUCCGCGGCGCCUCGUUCUCGUCCUUCCGAUCGUAUUCGAGUGUCAUCCACGAAACCGAACGCCCUCCAGUUGAAGAAUCCUCCUCUUUCGACCCGAGCAUCGCUUUCGCACCUCCUCCAACCCGAGAUGAAGCCGGUGUUUUAGUCAGGACAUACAAGCCUCGAACUCCCGGUGUGAGACAUUUGCGACGACCUAUCAAUGAUCAUUUGUGGAAAGGUCGACCUGUGCAUAGAUUGACGUUCCCCAAAAGAGGUCAUGCUAAGGGUGGCCGUAAUCAUAGUGGUAGAAUUACGGUGCGACACCGUGGUGGAGGUCACAAGAGGCGAAUUCGAAUGGUAGAUUUUGCCAGAAAUGAUCCGGGUCCACAUGUUGUGGAAAGAAUUGAGCAUGACCCAGGCCGAACUGCGCAUAUUGCUUUGGUUCGCGCCCAAAGCAAUGGAAAAUUGAGCUACAUUCUGGCCGCCGACGGCAUGAGAGCCGGUGAUGUUAUUCAGAGUUAUAUGCCCGGUAUUCCAGAUGACCUCUGGAAGAGCAUGGGCGGAGUUAUCGACCCUGGUGUGCUUGCCGCGCGAACAGCAUGGAGAGGAAAUUGUCUACCUCUUCACAUGAUUCCUGUUGGUACAUUAAUCUUCAAUGUCGGUUUACGACCAGGCAAAGGUGGUCAGCUUUGUCGCAGCGCGGGUACGUUCGCUACAGUCAUUGCCAAGGGAACCGAACAGCAAAAGAAUGAGGAACGCAAGCAACAACUAGAAGCCGAGGCUGGCACUGGAGAAACCGAAGAGAAGAGACUCUCUCAGCGAGAUCGUCAAAAAGUGCAGCGCGAUGCCAGCCAUGUCACAAUCCGCCUUCAGAGCGGUGAAGUGCGACUGAUUCAUAAAGAUUGCUGUGCCACAGUCGGUGUUGCUAGCAAUCCCAACUACCAGUAUACACAGCUUGGAAAGGCUGGUCGCUCACGAUGGCUGAACAUUCGUCCUACCGUACGUGGUGUGGCUAUGAAUGCUAUGGACCAUCCACACGGUGGUGGCCGUGGUAAAUCUAAGGGAAAUGUGCACCCGAAGAGUCCUUGGGGUAUUCCGACCAAAUCCGGCUACAAGACUCGUCCCAAAUGGAAAAUCAACAAAGCUGUUGUUGUCCCUCGUGUCCGGAACCAAGGAAAGCGUCGCAGAGGAUACAACUAAACUUAAUUUCGUGUUCGCUUUCCACUCAAUUUGUCAUCGAAUAUACGGAACAAUACGUAUCACUCCUGAUUAGUCUCUAUUGCAGGCAAUUCUGGAGUUCUGCAAUAGGGCAUGUAUAGUUUGAUCAUAGAGCUAGCUACCUGUAUAACCUGUAUUAUAUUACUCUCUU